Messenger RNA from Camellia sinensis, 1023 nucleotides. The record is from RefSeq and is a predicted model, not a curated record. Lineage: Eukaryota; Viridiplantae; Streptophyta; Magnoliopsida; Ericales; Theaceae.
AUGGAGCACUCGUUCAUCUUUGUGUCAAUAAUAACAACUCAAUUGCUUCUCUUUGCUGAUAUUCUGGCUCAGCCGCUGCCACUGAACAUCGGGAUCAACUAUGGGAGGCUUGGAAACAAUCUUCCAGCUCCAAGAGACGUAAUAAACCUUUACAAUAGGUGUGGAGUUGGAUCCAUCAGGAUUUAUGAUCCAAACCCUGAAGUUCUUGAAGCGUUGAGAUAUUCAAAUCUUCGAGUCUCAGUCGGUACCAGAAAUGAAGAUUUACCGAGCCUUGCUUCAAGCCAAGCUGCUGCAGAUGCAUGGGUUAACACCAAUGUUGCUCCUUACAGCAACAAUGUCAACUUCAAUUGGAUCACUAUAGGAAAUGAGGUAAUCCCGGGACCUUAUGCCACAAACGUUGCACCGGCCAUGAUCAACAUCCAAAAUGCUCUCAGAUCGAUCGGCCUAACCGGGACAAAGGUGACAACAGUCACUUCUUUCGGCAUCAUAGCCAAUUCUUUCCCUCCCUCCGCAGGAACCUUCACUAGUGAGACAACUGAAGUGAUGACAAAUGUGGCAUCCGUUUUGAAGCAAACCGGUGCACCCAUCAUGCUCAAUGUGUACCCAUAUUUCGCCUAUGCCUCGAACCCGGCUGAGAUUUCAUUAGAGUAUGUCGGCUUCAAUGCAAUAACACCAGUUGUAGAUGGGCAAUUCCAGUACUUCAAUCUCUUUGAUUCCAUGGUUGAUGCUUACAAUGUGGCCUUGGAGAAGAUUGGUGCAGGCGAUGUUCCCAUUGUCGUGUCAGAGACCGGUUGGCCAACUGCUGGGAACAGUCCUUUCACGAGCACAGACAACGCCCAAGUGUACAACAUAAACCUUGUGAAUCAUGUCAAGAGGAACGGGACGCCGAGGAAGCCUAGCCAGAUCAUGCACACUUUCAUAUUUGCACUGUUCAAUGAGAAUCAAAAACCUGAAGGGAUUGAGCAAAACUGGGGACUCUACUAUCCCAACAUGAGCCGUGUUUAUGGAUAUCUUGAUUGUUAA